Cutaneotrichosporon cavernicola is the source of this 1956-nucleotide messenger RNA. RefSeq lists its product as uncharacterized. The coding region runs from base 1 to 1956 and encodes 651 amino acids. The transcript has 5 exons. The record is from RefSeq and is a predicted model, not a curated record. NCBI's taxonomy places the organism in Eukaryota, Fungi, Basidiomycota, Tremellomycetes, Trichosporonales, Trichosporonaceae.
AUGCCCCACCCACAGCCACAGCAGGCGCCGCCUCCGCGCAUGCGCCCACACCCACCGCCACCCAUCUUACGUCCCGCUAGAAACAUACCUUUUGUUCCCGAAAUCUCACACAAGAAUGAUCGCAAGGAUGUUCGCAAGCCUCGCUCUCGCCGCCGCGGCCGCCGCGCCGGUAUCGGCAACAAGGGCGCACCGCCUGGUUAUAACACCCCUGACAUCUCCCGUUCGCCAUCGCCCACCCAUGUCCAGCCUGACGCUCUCUCAACAACCCCGUUCAACCGUGACCACUAUAGUGACCGCCACGAAGUCAUCUUUGCACACCUCGAGCGUCUUGAACGCUUGGAGCGCCUCAAGCCUCCCAAGACCACCACCUUCCCUUCGGAGAUUCCUCUAAUCACCCCUCCGCAGACUGCUGCCACCUGCAACCAUAACUGGCCCUCUGCGUCGCGCACGCAUGAGUGGCCCUCCACUCCGACCCUCUCGCCAACUUUCUGUCAUACCUCGCGUCGUCCUGAGUACAUCGGAUCCCACCUGCCGAUCCCCACCAUCAACCUUCCCGAGACUAAGCCCUUCCCUCUCAACACCCCUGACUUUGGUGAGAUCGAGCGCAGCCUCCCAGAGGCUUACAAUGCCGACUACCCUCAUCCUCUAACCGUCUACGCCUCACCUGGAGUCAACGCCGCCACAGUUUCUGUCUCUGGCUAUGCGCCACUUCUUCGCGUGCUCCAGGAGACCGACCCUCGUGCCGCCAUGGGCAGUAUCCUCGCCGACUGCGGCAACGAGCAUAUGACGGCCCCAGCCCUUCUUCUCACUCAUGGUAACAAGGACGGUUGCGGGAUCCCCGAGAAGCUUUGGUUGCAGCUGUCGAGUUGCGCCGGCGUCAAGGUCCCUAUUGGCGCUGUGCUGUCAUCAGUCAUGGCCGGGCGCGGCAUGAGUCCCCGCUUCCUUCAGGCGUCUAGUCUCGCACCGACACUGUACUCCGAGCAGAACAGCUCUAGUCCUCCUCCCUCACGCGGCAUCAACAAAACCGACGCUCCAGAGUCCCCUCUGUUUUCGAUCUUCGCAAAGACCCAGCGCAUCGCCCUCUCUCGUACGCAAUCUGAUAUGAUGAACACGCUGGGUAACCGCGAAACGGUUCACGCCUCUCAGGCUCUCUACAAGCGCCGCGCCACAGGUUCCCUGCCAGAACUCCGCCUUGUAGCUAAGCGGAAGGCUGAUCUCCUCUCUCGUGACGACGACGAGCGGUCGCAGUUGAACUCGCUCGUGAGCCCACGUCACCUCGAGAGCCGCGAAACAGACGAGCAUUUGAUUCGCGAGCUUCUUUCUGCUUGCCGUGCGACCGAAGCGUGCCACCAAGAGUCUCCCAGAAAGACUGGACGCCUGCUGCCUCUUCAAUCUCGCUGCAUCCCCCUCAGCUUUGACACCCUGUCUACUGUCGACGAGGCGGAUGAUGACAGCAUUCUCAUCCCGAAUCGGCACAUCAAGCCGAUUGGAGCAGAGCGCUACACUGGCGGCAAGCUCCCCAGCCUUCCCGUCCAUCACCAUUCACCCUCCCGUACCCUCGAGGACAGCUACAACCCGCGCACACCGAGCAGGCCAAUAUCCGGUCGACCCUCUACAGCGGGCUCGGCGGGAACCAUGAGCAGCCUCGUCUCGCCAGCCGGGAGUUUCUACCAGCCCAUCACUCCGACGGGUGCUGCCGACGUUUUCGGCGAUGUGCGCUACGCCUCUCGCUCGUCGUCUUCCGACGAGGAUUUUAUGCUCGCAGCUAACCCCACCCGCCCCAAGAUGAUGAAUCGAACCGCUCAGCGCAUCAUUCACGAGUCACCGUCCACGUCAGGUGCCAGCACGCCGCGCGACGAUGACAAGGUCAGCCUCGUCCCGAGCGAGGCGUGGCUUGACCCACCUGUCUCCACUACCACUCUCGAUUUCUCCACCGGCAAGUCCAUCUGGGUGUAG